Molecule: messenger RNA, 938 nt
Organism: Vitis riparia (riverbank grape)
Lineage: Eukaryota; Viridiplantae; Streptophyta; Magnoliopsida; Vitales; Vitaceae
Product: dirigent protein 17-like
Exons: 2
Coding region: 71-655 (194 amino acids)
Source: RefSeq, a predicted model, not a curated record
AUGGCCCGUUCAAAACCCUAACCGCUACUCCCGCCCGUUCACAUUGCACCUAAGAAAUCACUCAACACCGAUGAUUCCAGCUUUAGGGUUGGGCGGUACGAUGGAAAACCAAAGCAAAGAGCAGGAAUUUGAGACUUUGCCAACUGGGGUUUUUGAGAUUUCUGGAGAGCCUGCCAUUGUUAUUAAUGGGGUUCCGGAUGUAUCUUCAAAUGACGGCUCUCUGGUUCACUGUGAUACUAUAAGUGACACGGGAUCACACCAAGAGACAGUUUUUGGUGAAUGGUUGGAAGGAAGAGAAGUUCGAAAGUUGUUUGGAGGGCAGUACUAUUCUGGGGUGGUGACCCUGUUUGACAAGGAAGCAGGUUGGUACAGGGUGGUAUAUGAAGACGGUGACUUUGAAGAUCUUGAGUGGCAUGAGUUGGAAGAAGUGCUUGUGCCCCUUGAUGUUUCAGUUCCAUUGAAGUCACUGGCAAUGAAGAUCAUCAGGAAGAACCAGAGACCCAUUCAAAAACCUGGGAAAGAAGUACCUAAAUGUGGAAAUCGCCGGCUCAAAAAAGCUAUAGGUAUGGGAAAGACAGUGCAGUUGCCUGAAGAAGCUUCUCCACCGAAAUUUAAUGGUAACCACAGUGAAAGUGCCACUCCAAAGGGUGACUAAUAGAUUUCAGACAGCGCAAGAAUAGCUUAUCAUAAGAGAAAGCAACUAAUCAGAAGGUCUGAACUACACAGGAUGGCUCUCUAAUAGAAGUCGCAAUGGAGGCAAGGAUGCAAGGUGAACUUGAACCGAGGAAUACACACACACAUAACAUGUCAUUCAAAUUUGCCUUAUUGUGCAUCUUUUCUCAUUACAGAAAUAACACUGAGCAACAAGAUGAAUGACCUUUUGUUUGGAAUCUGUGUUUCAGAAUUUCAAAUAGUAAAUUGAAGAAACAUUUUGUCUA